Molecule: messenger RNA, 1047 nt
Organism: Plasmodium vinckei vinckei
Lineage: Eukaryota; Apicomplexa; Aconoidasida; Haemosporida; Plasmodiidae
Product: conserved Plasmodium protein, unknown function
Exons: 3
Coding region: 1-1047 (348 amino acids)
Source: RefSeq, a predicted model, not a curated record
AUGGCAACAAAAAUACAGUAUAGUGUUCAUACAACGAACAAGUAUUCAGUAUUUGAUACUGACCUUUCAGAUGAAGAAAAUCGUGAUAAAAACAAAAAAAAAACAACUCCAAAAAUAAAUGAAAAACGUGGACAUGAAACGAGUAAACAUGACCAUGAAACCGAAGAAAUAAAUGGAGUUAAGGAUAUUUCUUUCCCAAUAAUAAAAGAAUAUAAUGCAAAGAAAACACCUAACACAUAUUAUGAUAGAUAUAAUAAAUAUUCCAAUAAUAUAAUAAAUGAUUUACAUGAAAAUAGUUAUAUGCGAGGAUAUAGAGAUUCGUAUAAUAUGCGAGGAAGUAACUUAAGAAGUAAAUUUGCAAGGAAAAGAGGGGGCUAUAGCAAUACCUCUACAAAUUUAAUGGUAAAUAGUAAUUAUUAUAGGGGAUCAAGAAAUUAUGAUUAUAAAAUGGAUAGACGAAAUUACAAUUCAUCCUACAAUUAUAAUAAAUUUGAUUAUAGAGAAAAAACGUUCAAUGAUUAUAAUCAUAGCUCGAAGUAUGAUAAUAUGAAACGAGAAAAUUAUGGGGAGGCAUCAAAUAAUGGUAGGAAACAUGAGGCAGUUACAAUAGAUUAUGAUUUGUACAGGAAACAACAAGAGAAAAAAUUAAAUCUUAGUAAAAACCUUGAAAAUGCAAAGAAAAAUAAAAAUGAAAUAAUAAAUGAAAGAAAUGAAAAGAAUGAAAAGAUUGAAAAAAUAGAAAAGAAUAGCAAACUAAAUAAUUAUUCAAAACGUUAUGAUAAUAAUAUAGGUGAAGAUAAUAAAGGAGAGAAUACAAAAAGAAAAGCAAUAAAUGUAUAUCAAUAUAUUUUAGAGGAAGGUGGAAGAGUUGAUAAACUUCCUGGAUUUCGAAGAAACUUUAGAAAUUUUAAAAAAGAUAAUCAUGAUAAUUGGAAUAAUAAAAAUGAUACUAAAUCAAAAGCAGCAUAUGAUGAAAAAUAUUUUAAAAAAAGAGACCCUCCAAAUAUAAAUGAUACAAGGGCUUUUCCAUCAUUAACUAGUAAAUAA